AUGGGCGCAGAUUUUCUUGUUGAUGCACCUCUUUCCAAUUCUUUGGUGUCAUUGGUGCUCCUCUGGAUUCAUGAGAUAUGUGAUGCAGUUCGAGAUACCGCCGCUUGCGUUCUAUUCACGACAGCUGGUGUUCACGGAAGUCACUGCACCCCAGUUCUCUACCACGAUUGGUUGCCCAAGGUGAGUGUGAUCUCCAAAAGGGCUGUUGCUGCUCUCUCCAAUGUUUGUCCCCGACUUCCAGAGACAUCCACAGCUGCCGUACAAGAACAGCUUCCACCGUCUGCCCCAGGCCACCCUACUCCGCCAAAUCUGACAUUGACACCUCCAGAACUGACCAUUUCCAACAGUCCUCCAAGUCCUGAAGCCAUGUCUGAUUCUCCCACCGACUUGCCCUCGACGGAGACUGAAGACUCGCCUUCCACCUUCCACAACUUCCAUCAUCGCACCUCCAUGCUCAUGUCACCGUUCCCCUCCAGACUGCAAAUUCGCUGCAUGGAUGAAGACGAGGACUUGGCUGUGAUUGAUCAAGUCAAUCGUCGUUUGGCUUUGGGCCAACUGGAACCUUCACUGCCUUGGGUGCCAGUUCCACCAGGGGCUGGACUACUGGGCUACCCACCUUCAACGACUGAACAGUACUCCGAGUCCUUCGCCGAAGCCGCCUUCCAGCACCAGCAGCACCAGGAAAUGAUGUCAUCGAUGAUGGCGACAGCUGCGACUUCAUUGCAGGGUGGACAUUGCUUCUUCCCCAUGGAAACGACCCUCCCAAUUGGAAGUGGCGAAUCAGUGCACGCUGAGAUUUCCACUUCUGAGGCAUUCUCUCAGGGCUGUGAGGAGGAAGGAAAGCAGCCUUGGGAAUUUCGGCUUGAAGUGGAAUAUCAAAUUAAGGUUAUUCGGCAGCAAUCACCUGCACCUGUGGACAUGCUACUCACUUCGGGCGCCUCGCGAGUCUUUUAUCAACCUGAGGGCAACGCACAACUUUCGCCUCCUGUCGAGGAUCCUCAAAGUGAGGUGAGAAAUUUUUCUGUCAAGUGUCAAUUCCUAUUGCCUGUUGGUCAAUCGUUUGUCCUCGGGUUACCUGUCAGUGCUAAAUAA
Echinococcus granulosus is the source of this 1092-nucleotide messenger RNA. RefSeq lists its product as hypothetical. The transcript is spliced from 7 exons. The record is from RefSeq and is a predicted model, not a curated record. NCBI's taxonomy places the organism in Eukaryota, Metazoa, Platyhelminthes, Cestoda, Cyclophyllidea, Taeniidae. The coding region runs from base 1 to 1092 and encodes 363 amino acids.